AUGGGCCUGGCAGGCAAGGUCAGUUCAUGGUGUCUCUUUGAUGUUGAUUCUCUGAUAGAUGGACACCUCAAAGAGGCAACAUCUCUGCGCCAGACGACCCAAUCCUCGGGCGCCUGCGAUUCGUGGUUCUCUCGUCAGUGCUGUACCCCUCGUUGUGAUGGACAACGUGGAGAAAUUGACAGAGGUUCCAACGUGGAGGGCUUUGAGCUCUAUGACUGCAAGGUCAAGGAGGGGGCCUAUCCCAAGCCCAAAAGGACCUAUGGCGCCUACAACCGGGAUGGCCAGCCGAUCACCUCUGCAGAGAUGAACGACUACAUCUUUCAGUUUCGCUCCGUAAAGGUCUUGCCUCAGAUCCCCUCGUCCAGCUAUGUCUGCGAAGAAGAAUGUUCCAUCCGCCACCCCAAGGACCGGCGAACCAAGGCGUCCGGCACACGCAGCAUCAAAGUCUACAGGGCUGGAAAAGUUCAACCAGGCGAGCCUGCCAAACAAACCGGGCUUGGCUGCAUGGACCUACCGCCCUUGCUGGCGAUGUCCAUUUUGCACAAGGGGUUGCCCAGACUGUUUUACGGUGAGGGAAAGUUUGUGAUGGGCUUUGCGGAGGCCUGCGUGAGCCUCCCCGCAAAGAUACUUAAAACUCACCCAUGGCAGGCUGAUGCCUAG
Molecule: messenger RNA, 660 nt
Organism: Symbiodinium natans
Lineage: Eukaryota; Dinophyceae; Suessiales; Symbiodiniaceae
Source: the annotation of a GenBank genome assembly